Molecule: messenger RNA, 543 nt
Organism: Equus quagga
Lineage: Eukaryota; Metazoa; Chordata; Mammalia; Perissodactyla; Equidae
Gene: IL17F
Product: interleukin 17F
Exons: 3
Coding region: 1-543 (180 amino acids)
Biological process (GO): inflammatory response
Cellular component (GO): extracellular region
Molecular function (GO): cytokine activity
Source: RefSeq, a predicted model, not a curated record
AUGAAGCCAGAGAAUGAAUGCAGCUCAGCUUCAGCUCUUGCUCUGCAUCACGUUGAACGUUGGGAUGAGCCUUGUCCACCCCCUGUAAGGGUCAGUGAUGAUGGGGUCAAGUCCCUGCUGCUGUUGAUAUUGGGGCUCGCCCUGCUGAAGGAGGUGGCAGCUAGGACAAACCCCAAGGCAGUCUCUUGCCCUCCUCUGGAGGAGGAUUUUGUGAGGGUUGACAUUCGCAUCUUUAGUCAAAACAAGGGUAUUUCCAGCUUACAUGACAUCCAUAACCGCUCCAGCUCCCCCUGGGUUUACACCGUCUCCCGGGACCCCAACCGGUUCCCCUCCGAGAUUGCAGAGGCCCAUUGCAGGUACUUGGGCUGCAUCGACGCCCAGGGGAGGGAAGACCAUUCCAGGAACUCCGUGCCCAUCCAGCAGGAGUUCCUGGUCCUCCAGAGGGAGUCCAAGGGCUGUCCUGGCUCCUUCCGGCUGGAGAAGGUGCGGAUGACUGUUGGCUGCACCUGCGUCACCCCCAUGGUUCGCGAAAUAAAUGCCUGA